Mesoplodon densirostris (Blainville's beaked whale) is the source of this 939-nucleotide messenger RNA. RefSeq names its product olfactory receptor 10T2-like. The transcript has a single exon. The coding region runs from base 1 to 939 and encodes 312 amino acids. Gene Ontology annotation, biological process: G protein-coupled receptor signaling pathway. The record is from RefSeq and is a predicted model, not a curated record. Gene Ontology annotation, molecular function: olfactory receptor activity. NCBI's taxonomy places the organism in Eukaryota, Metazoa, Chordata, Mammalia, Artiodactyla, Ziphiidae. Gene Ontology annotation, cellular component: membrane.
AUGGACAAUCAUACCACAGUGAGCACAUUCCUUCUGUGGGGACUUUCCAGUUUUCCAGACCUGCAAGAUCUCUCCUUCGUGAUGAUUUUCUUCUCCCAUGUGACCAUCCUAGUUGCAAAUGUGUCCAUAAUGGUGGCCAUCAAGCUCAAUCACAAUCUUCACACCCCCAUGUACUUUUUCCUCUGUGGUUUGUCCUUUUCAGAAACCUGUACCACUAUGGUAAUCAUCCCCCGCAUGCUAGUGGACUUGCUAUCAGAAAGCAAGACCAUUUCUCUUCCUGAGCGUGCUACACAGAUGUUUUUCUUCUUUGGAUUGGGAGCUAACAACUGCUUACUCUUGGCUGCCACGUCCUAUGACCAUUACACUGCUAUUCACAACCCGCUGCACUACACCAUCUUGAUGACCCAAAAGAUCUGCUUUCAGCUCAUGACAGCUUCUUGUGUUACUGGGAUUGUGGUGUCACUGUGCAUUGUCCUUGUAGUAUUCAACUUGUCAUUCUGUGACUCCACCAUCAAGCACUUUUUUUGUGACAUUACAUCUGUAGUCUCCCUUGUCUGUGAUUACACCUUUUUUCAGAAAAUGGUUCUUCUUGGCUUCACUGCCUUUGUUUUGGUGGGGAGCUUUAUUUUCAUUAUGAUUUCCUGUGUCUUCAUUGGGUCCAUAGUUAAGAGGAUGCCAUCUGCCCAGGGGAGGUAUAAGGCCUUCUCAACUUGCUCCUUCCACCUCACUGUGUUGUGCAUACACUAUGGAUUUGCUGGCUUUGUCUAUCUGAGACCCAAGGACAGUGACUCAUUCCGUGAAGAUAUGCUGAUGGCUCUGACAUAUACAGUACUGACACCUCUGCUUAAUCCCAUUGUUUACAGUCUAAGAAACAAACAUAUGAAAAUAUUCCUAAAGAAAGUACUAGGCAAUAUAUGUAGGUUUUCCCCUAGAUGGUAA